Miniopterus natalensis is the source of this 406-nucleotide messenger RNA. RefSeq names its product C-C motif chemokine ligand 21 (gene CCL21). Gene Ontology annotation, cellular component: extracellular region. Gene Ontology annotation, molecular function: CCR chemokine receptor binding; chemokine activity. The record is from RefSeq and is a predicted model, not a curated record. Gene Ontology annotation, biological process: antimicrobial humoral immune response mediated by antimicrobial peptide; inflammatory response; chemokine-mediated signaling pathway. NCBI's taxonomy places the organism in Eukaryota, Metazoa, Chordata, Mammalia, Chiroptera, Miniopteridae.
CACAGCCAUGGCUCAGUCACUGGCUCUGAGCCUUCUUUUCAUGGUCCUGUCCUGCUGCAUCCCCUGGACCCAAGGCAGUGAUGGCGGGGCGCAGGACUGUUGCCUCAAGUACAGUGUAAGGAAGAUUCCUGCCUCGCUUGUCCAAAGCUACCGGAAGCAGGAGCCAAGCUUGGGCUGCCCCAUCCCGGCUAUCCUGUUCUCACCUCGGAAGCGCUCUCAGCGGGAACUGUGUGCAGACCCCAAGGAGGCCUGGGUGCAGCAGCUGAUGCGGCAUCUGGACACGCCACCGGCCACGCGGAAAUCAGCCCAAAGCUGUAAGAAGGACAAGUCUGGCAAUAAGGGAAAGGGCUCCAGAGGCUGUAAGAGGACUGAACAGCCGCAGACCAAAAAGGCCACAGCCCAGUGA